Molecule: messenger RNA, 2148 nt
Organism: Anopheles maculipalpis
Lineage: Eukaryota; Metazoa; Arthropoda; Insecta; Diptera; Culicidae
Gene: Dyrk2
Product: dual specificity tyrosine-phosphorylation-regulated kinase 2
Exons: 12
Coding region: 25-2046 (673 amino acids)
Biological process (GO): peptidyl-threonine phosphorylation; peptidyl-serine phosphorylation
Cellular component (GO): nucleus
Molecular function (GO): protein serine/threonine kinase activity; ATP binding; protein serine/threonine/tyrosine kinase activity
Source: RefSeq, a predicted model, not a curated record
AGUUAGUGAUAAAAAGUGAUAUUAAUGAAUCCCAAGAGUGACGAGGCGACGCCGGUGAGCAGAUAUGGGCAAGUUUGCAGCUUCCUGUUUCACCUGAAAGUUUUGAUGGGAUACGCCGUGUACAACUAUUUCUCCCAGCACUUUGUGUCCGUGUUUUUGCGCCGUCUCUUCUGUCCGGUGGUGAUCCAGCUGGAUAGCAGUGACAAGUGUCGGAGUGAGCGUGACCAGACAACGCAGCUGUACGAGUCGAACCGGCCGGAGCUUGCCGGCUUGAGCGGUACCAGGAACGUUGUCCGAGCUGGCCGCAGCAGCUACGGCACCGGCACCAACAUGAUUGACGCCCACGGUAACGCCUUACCUCCCCUCAGUCCCUCCAGCAACAACAACACCACGACCGAGCUGGAGAAUGACAAACCGAUGCUACCGAUGACACCCGCAAAAGCGCUCGACUACCAUGGAGUACACUUGACGGACUUUGAGAAGCAGGAAAUCGAGAAAUAUAAGGAAAUAUACUAUCUUGGGCUGGACGCACGCAAAAUCAACGCAAAGGCAGGGAUCGGUCCAAACUCGGGUUUCGAUGACGAGAACGGAUGCUAUCAAAAGAUUGUACACGAUCACAUCUGCUACCGGUACGAGAUCCUGGAGAUCAUUGGCAAGGGCAGCUUCGGACAGGUGAUCCGGGCGUUGGACCACAAAACCAAGCAGUACGUGGCAAUCAAGAUCAUCCGCAACAAGAAGCGCUUCCACCAUCAGGCCCUCGUCGAAGUUCGGAUACUGGACGAGCUGAGGAAGAAGGAUGCCGACGGAAGCCACCAUGUCAUCCACAUGCUCGAUUACUUCUACUUCCGCAACCAUCUCUGCAUCACGUUCGAGCUUAUGAGCCUCAACCUGUACGAGCUGAUCAAGAAGAACAACUACCAAGGAUUCAGCCUGAGCCUCAUCAAGCGGUUCUGCAACUCGAUCGUCAAGUGCUUAAGAUUUCUCGACGAGUUGGACAUUAUUCACUGUGAUCUGAAACCGGAAAACGUGCUACUGAAACAGCGUGGCAGCAGCACGAUAAAGGUCAUCGAUUUCGGCAGCUCGUGCUUCUCGGACCGAACCGUCUACACCUACAUCCAGUCACGGUUUUACCGGUCGCCGGAAGUUAUCCUCGGUUACCCGUACGACAAAGCGAUCGAUAUGUGGAGCUUAGGAUGCAUUUUAGCCGAGCUGUACACAGGAUACCCACUAUUCCCGGGUGAGAAUGAAGUCGAACAACUGGCGUGCAUAAUGGAAAUAUUGGGCGUACCGUCCAAGGAGAUCUUCCAGCUGGCGACCAGGAAGCGGUUAUUCUUCGAUUCACGAGGAGUUCCGCGGUGCAUAACCAACUCGAAGGGACGCAAAAGGAAACCGGGCUCGAAAACGCUGUCGCAAGCACUACGAUGCAACGAUACCGUGUUCAUCGAUUUCGUCAGCAAAUGUUUGGAGUGGGAUCCACAUAAGCGUAUGACACCGGAACAGGCGGCACGCCACGAAUGGCUCCAGGUGAGCGCAUCGAAGGCCUACUUCGGCUCCAAGUCGAAGGAAAGCAGCGACACGCAGCUGAACUUCCUUCACAAACAGCAACGAUCUCAGCCAAUGACACCAAACACCAUCCUGCCAGAGAUAAAGACUCCCUCCAACCGUACGCUACGGUUUACCAAAGAGCGCGUCAAAGCAACCGAUCUCGAAACGGCACAACAGCAAUCCUCACUACAUCGGUUGACCAACGUCCGGAAAGUGACUGCCACCGGUUUAACGAACCUUACCAACAACAACAACAACAACAACAACAGUCACGGCCUCAGCCAUCUUCACAGUGGUGGAGGUGGUGGUGGGAGUGGUAGUAGCCACCACAACAACAACAACAACGGCAUCAGCACCAGCGGCAGUACGCAGACAAUAAACGGCACGUCCAAGUACGCGUCUUCCACAUCGUCCGCGCACCAUCACCAUCAUCAUCACGGUGGUGCGAUGCCGCACUCGCAGAGCACCGGCGACGUGUCGGCCAUCUUCGGUCGGGCAUGACAUGAAACGUUGGCCCGUGCAAAGGACACCAGCAAAAUCAUAAGCCUCAUCUAGGGCGCGACCUGUCUGUUUCGCAAGAAGCCGUUAAAAGGCAAGGACAGA